Xyrauchen texanus (razorback sucker) is the source of this 2462-nucleotide messenger RNA. RefSeq names its product protein yippee-like 3. The coding region runs from base 1376 to 1735 and encodes 119 amino acids. The transcript has 6 exons. The record is from RefSeq and is a predicted model, not a curated record. NCBI's taxonomy places the organism in Eukaryota, Metazoa, Chordata, Actinopteri, Cypriniformes, Catostomidae.
CAUACACUUGCAUUGUAUGGACCUACGGAUCUGAGAUAAAAAAAUCUUUGUUUGUGUUCAGCAGAAGAAAGUCAUACAUAUCCGGGAAGGCAUGAGUAAAUUAUGACAGAAUUUUAAUUGUUGGGUGAAAUCUCUCUUUAAUGAAUUUUACUGCACAGAUAACAUAAUAGCAAACCAUGCUGUAUCUGCUAACAAAUUAUGCUAGACCUUUUCUAGAACUAAGUAAAAUUUUCAUUCACAAGACAUUUGUAAAAUUACUUUUAAUUGUCUGGUCCCCAAGUGAUGAAGUCAGUUUCCCUCAAGCUCACACAGGUGUUAUAGGACAGUUCAGCACAUUAACUAAUGGCAUGUUCCACUAACGUUUGAUAACCAGAAAAUGUCAGGAGUGAAAACAGAACCCAGUCGCAGACAGCUGUGAAGAUUCUUUAUUGAUAAAGAAAUAAUCAAAAUACAACACAAAACUGGGUACAGAAAAUAAAAAUGUAGCCAAGACUACAGCUAACAGGGCUGUAAACAAAACUACCCAUGUGAAGGCAAUAAAACAAAAGAAGAAAAAAAUAAAAAUUAGGAAACGACGUUACAAGAGAUCAAACGGUUAUGUGGCUUAGGUUUUGAAGUAUAAGAUAAAAAAAAUAUGAUCCCUCCCUUGCCUAUUUAAUCAGUGCACUGUUAUCCUCUUUAACUUCAAUGUUCAUAGCCGUUUGAGGAAAUUUGCGGUACACAUCCUCUAAUAAUGCAAAGUUUCUGUUUGUCCAAGUGCUGUAGUGGCCUGUGCAAGGAGAAUUAAAAUGUUCUAAUUAUACAUUAUUAUUAUGCAUAAAUAAAUAUGUAUACUUCCAUCAGUUAAAACACACACCUUUUUAAGUUAAGACACUUUAAAGUUGACCUCAAGUGCCUAUUUAUAAGAUGGCAACUCCUGAAAAGUAUAAUAAGUACAGUACAGUUUAAAAAAUAGAAACCAAUACUUGUUCCAUUGGGAGAACGUUUCCUGCAGUUCUAUCCACAACAGAUCUUCAACAGGUCUGUAUAUUUAACUAAUUGCCAUACUCUGUUAUUGUUAUUGAUCAAUUGAAUCUAACUAAAUGCAACCCUGCAGAGCAUACAUACCAGAUUCAUUGGAUUCUAAGGGACAGUUUGUUCAUCUAUUUAAUUGAAAGGUAAUGUAGGGGAAAAGACAGAUCUCAGAAGUAAUAUCAAGCUAAAACUUUUCUGCAUAUAUGUUUGAAAUGGUUUUGUGAGCUUUAUUCUGUUGCAGACUGACUUUGAGAAAAGGGAUGUUCAAACACCUUAAAGACAGAGGAAUUCAGAAUACUCAAAUCUAUCUUUAUUCUGGAAAAAGCCAUGGGGAAACGCUACUAACUCUGGUGGACCUGAUAUGGUGAAACAGACCAAGGCCAAAACCUUCCAGGCCUAUCUGGACUCCUGUCAUCGGCGUUAUAGCUGCGUCCACUGCCGUGCACACCUGGCCAAUCAUGAUGACCUCAUUUCUAAGUCCUUUCAAGGCAGUCAAGGACGUGCAUACCUGUUCAAUUCUGUGGUGAAUGUAGGUUGUGGUCCUGCAGAAGAAAGGCUGCUACUGACCGGUCUUCAUGCGGUGGCUGAUAUUUACUGUGAGAAUUGCCGCACCACGCUGGGCUGGAAAUAUGAACAGGCAUUUGAGUUGAGCCAGAAGUACAAGGAGGGGAAGUUUAUCAUUGAAUUAUCUCAUAUGAUUAAGGAUAAUGGCUGGGACUAAAGGCUUGAGUCUUUGCUAUAACUUGCUUUCACCGCUUGCAGCUUCUCCAAGAACAGCAUGAGAUACACUUCCUUUUAUAUAUAUAUAUAUCAAUUUAUGAUCUUCACUGCUGUUGUGAGCACCUUUUUUCCACACUGAUAUCCCAAUGCACCUGUUUUUCAGAGGAGGUGGGUUGUCUUACCUCUGCGUUUGUGUGUGGGUGUAUGUGUUUGGGGGGUGUGCCUAUGCUUGUAUGUAAGGGAUGCUGUGGUGUGCUUGAGAAACUGUGCCUGUAUUCUUGUCAACCACUUCAGCCCUUUUUCAAAGAAUUCUUUAAUUUUGUUGGGAUUUUGACUUAAGCCCUCAAAUUCUCCUGAUUAAGUGCAAUUUAAUAUUUUUUGACAAUUUGAUUACAACGUUAAGCUCCAAUGCCUUUUUAUUCAGAUAAUUUUUACUUCAAAUAAUGAGGUCUUUGUGAAAGAGGUUGUGCGAGUACAAAAAUUAGAGUGAAAUUUUACCGAUUGUAAAUGUUUCUUUUAUUGUGUGUGAGAACUUUGCGUAAAGAGGGUUAUGUGCAAUAUGUGUGUGUGAGAGCGAGAGAGCGAGAGAGAGAGAGAGAGAGAGAGAGAGCUUGCAUAGAAAAGAUAAUUAUUCAUGCCUCCAAAUUCAGUAAUAUUUGGUUAAAUAAACCUUUUUAAUUUAACGGGUCACUGAGGGGUGUGUGUGUGUGUGUGUGUGUGUGUGUGUG